This is a messenger RNA of Mizuhopecten yessoensis (Yesso scallop), 7327 nucleotides long. Its product is annotated as serine/threonine-protein kinase Nek10-like. The record is from RefSeq and is a predicted model, not a curated record. NCBI's taxonomy places the organism in Eukaryota, Metazoa, Mollusca, Bivalvia, Pectinida, Pectinidae. The transcript has 31 exons. Gene Ontology annotation, molecular function: ATP binding; protein binding; protein kinase activity. Gene Ontology annotation, biological process: protein phosphorylation. Bases 341 to 3958 code for a protein of 1205 amino acids.
CUGACUUCGAUAUGACUUCUUUAUCGGAUAUGCGGAAUAUAUUUGUAACAAAUCUUGAUGAUUAUUCUGUCUCAGAUGAGUCGAAUGUUGUUUUACUGAACUGAAGAUAACGUUAUUGAAAGAACUGUACUAUGGAUUAAUCCUGAGAACCUUGCGCUGCGAUUAUGAUUACCCAGUAGACAUAUGUAGGUCACCUGUUUUGUGCUUUGCUGUCUUUAUUUCUAACGGUACUUUACGAGUGGCGUCAAUACCUUAAAAACGAGUCGUGAGUUGAGGCCACCAAUCAUGUGAGAGGCGGUAAACGCCGCACGACCCUUAUCAUAUCCACCCGUCCAGGAUAAUGCCAAGCCAAGAACGACGCAAGUCGCCGGAUGCUGAAGAGAGUAAGAACUUAAGUCAACUGCUACAGCUGAUUAACACACCUGCCAGUAAACAACAGUUGCCGUCGUUGGAGUUGAAGCCAUGCCAAUCAGAGAAGUACCUCCCCUGGCCCCUGCCACACCCAAAGUCUGGGGCUCACCAGCGAAAAUCUUCCGAGGCUGUAGCAAUGGAAAAAUUCAGUCACAAAUAUCAGUCGGAGAGGAAUUUUUACAAGCACACACAACAUAAAUGGUUUUCCUCCCUAUUUUCGGCCCUCGUCAAGCAGAGAUUAUGUUGUCCAACAUGGAUAGGGCAUGCUCCCCCAGAAAACAUACUGUUACUUGUUACAUGUUUGAGAAUACUGAUGAGGGAUUAUGCUUACCAUCAACAAUUUUUCGAUCUUGGAGGACUCAAAGUGCUUGCAGAACAUUUCCGAAAAGCCGCAGACAGUUACCUGAUGGAUGACCGAAGUCCAUAUGUAGUGGACAUUCUCAAGGAAAUGACCAAUAUCUUCCAGAAGUUAUCAACGGUGGAGUCACAAAGGGCGUGGCUUAUAGAGUACGAUGCACAUGCAGCGUUGGUGAUGUUGUUACAUGCUACAGACGUGGUUGUAUUACACUGUUCACUACAUGCCCUCUAUGGCCUGGCUAAGAGUGAUGGCCCACGAAAAAUGAUCGGAGAGUCCAACUCAAUAGAACAGUUACUGCUGAUCAUCCAGGAGUAUGAUAAUGUAGCAAAGAGGUUAGCGGCCCAGCUGUUGAAGUCACUGUGUCACGAUUUUCAGAGUCGAGAGAUGGUGAGGUCGUAUGAUGGGAUACCUAUUCUACUAAGUCAGCUACACUGUGACAAUGUGCAUCUCCUACUUCCUGUUGUCUGGUGUCUUGUCCAGCUGUGUGAGGACCCAACCGCCAGCAAGGAGAUCAAACAAAUGGGGGGCAUUCCCCUGCUCUUAUCUCUUCUGCAUGACCGGACAUUUGUGACGGAACGGACAGAAACAAGUGAAGGAGCUGCCAGUGCUGGUCCACAUGGCAGAACAGUAGAUGAUGCAAUAUGGGAAAAUUUUCCCUCUGAGAUGAAAGAUUCAGCCUCCAAGGUAGAAGAACUCAUGGAACAACAGUAUUCUUUAAAAACAGCCUGCUGUGCGGCGCUGACAGAACUAGUCAUGAAUGAUGCCAAUGCCUAUGAGAUAGCCCAGGCCAAUGGCAUCUACUCCCUCGGUCUGCUCAUCCUACCCCCACCCAAAGAUUGUGGGGAAAAGGAGCGAAAGGGCAUCGUCAGUCUUCAGAGAAGUGCCUACCGGACACUGAGGUUCUUGUUCAGUAUGGAAAGGAACAGGAAGCUAUUUAAGAUGCUCUUCCCACCCCACAUGUUUGAGAAGUUUAUCAGUAUUGGUCAUUACAACCGCGAUCUGAAGGCCUAUAUCCCCCUGGUGGAAGCCAUCAACAGUCUCCCUGGUGCUAAAGUUGAGGAGAUAAAGAAUAAUAUUAAGGAGACUAAUCACAACAAGACUGCGAGUCGGUCUAUUGGAGAGUACGAUGUGUUUGAUCUGCUGGGCAAGGGCGCCUUUGGCUCGGUGUACAAGGUCAAGAAGAGGACUGCUGGUCAGUCCUUCCUGGCCCUGAAGGAGGUAAACAUAGACAACCCUGCCUUUGGUAACAACAUCACGGAUCAGAAACAGAGCGUGGGCGAGCUGAUGAAUGAGAUCUCAAUCAUUAGGGAACAGAUGAAGCACCCCAACGUUGUCAGAUACCACAAAACAUUCGUGGAACAUGAGAGGUUAUACAUAGUCAUGGAGCUAAUUGAGGGAGCACCUCUAGCCGAACACAUCAACUCUCUCAAGGAAAAACGUGAGAAUUUCCCUGAAGAACGUAUCUGGAACAUUUUCAUGCAGAUGGUGUUAGCUCUGCGGUACCUCCACAAGGAGAAAGGCAUUCUACACAGAGACCUGACACCCAACAACAUCAUGCUGGGCGACAGUGAUGACAAAGUCACCAUCACGGACUUUGGACUAGCCAAGCAGAAGAGGACAGACUGCAGUAAGAUGACCUCGGUAGUGGGCACGAUCCUGUACUGGUGUCCCGAGAUUGUUCAGAAUGAGCCAUAUGGGGAGAAGGCAGAUGUGUGGGCCCUCGGUUGUAUCCUGUAUCAGAUGUGCACUCUCAAGCCUCCGUUCUUUAGCGACAAUAUGCUCAGGCUUGUCACCAAGAUCGUGGGUGCUAACUAUGACCUAAUACCAGAGGGGCAGUACUCAGACAGACUCAUCAAAAUGAUCAGCAGCUGUAUUUGUCAGUCCUCCGAGAAGAGACCAGACAUUGUGGAGCUAGCAGGAAUGAUGGCGGACAAACUUCUUGUCCACAUGGACAGUCUGCGCACAAACCAGAUCUCAAUGGAGAAGAAGCUUGAGAAGGAGCGUUUAAAGGCCCAAAGACAUUACUUUGAGGCCAACGAGAACAUGCAGAACUACCACCGUCUGUUCCUGGUGUCCAAGGAGAGGUAUGACCGCCUCGCCAACCUGGCAGGGAGUGGAGGUGCUGCAGGACUCAAAAAUGGGGAGGUGCUUGAUCCAUCACUAGUGGACAUUGAUUUCAGCUCGCCUGCUGGCUCCAUGUGUGUGCCGACCUCUAUAGAUAUGGACGUUGACCGGGGCACAGGUUGGACGAGUGAUGAUGAGAGUUACCCCAGCAGCGGUAGCGAGAGUCGAGAGAGCAGUGCUGGCAGUACCCGGUCUCAGAGCCGUGCUAACCUGCGCAAGGCCUUGCCAAAACCUCCCACCACACCCAAACAGGCACGGAGAGACCGACCAUCUCGCAGUUCCACUACCACCUACAGUCCACUAGUUCUCGACAUCCCCAACACACCAAAGACGAGUCGUGACUCCGGGUUCAGUUCUGGCGACCCGUCCCCUAACAAUAGUAAUGUACACCAUAGUGUUGGGCCUCUUGAUCCAAUCACCAACGGCCCCUUACAGGCCCUCAGCUGUCGCAAGUUCUCCCGCUCAAACAGUACACCUUCCUCAUGCUCACCUGCACGCAAAAAGAAACACAGCAAGCGGCCAAAUAGUGCUAACACACCAACACUGACCAUCUCCCAGCGUCGUGUACGCCAAAUCAGUGAUCCGAUUCUUCAGAUGUUACAUCAGCUUCACAAAAUCAUCUACAUAUCUCAGCUGCCUCCGACAUUGUGUCCUGAUGCCAAGCGACGGAGGAUAGAGAGAUACAAAAGAGCCCUAUUUGCCACACACAGUACUACCUUCAACCUUAAAAGUGAACUGAAAAAGUUGAUGUCGGGAUCAAGGGAGAUUAUCGACUUUAAUCUUGGGCCCUCGGAUUCCAAGCGCACUGGGUCUGCAGGUUCCACCAAGUCUUUGGAGACUGAAACUGGCAAUGGAAACAUCACAGAAAGAUUAACAAGCAAUCAGUGGGAGGCUGACCCAAAGGAUGGCGGAAUAACAUACGAACAGCUACAGAACAUGAUAGAGAGCACACUUCUCUCCUGUGGGUAUUACAACAUGUCACCAAUCGCACACGAAAAACACUCACCACUCGGACCAAUCAGUGUUGACCUUACAAACAGUCGUAAGUAUGAAACGCCGAGGUAGCAGUGACUGUGGAGCUCUAAACCAAUCGGAGCUGCUGUCACAAACAGUGGGAAGAGUCCAUCACCGACACUUUAACCACAUCAGAGCUGCCCACCAAUGAUGUAAGCCGUUACAAAAACUGUGAACCUAUCAAAGUCAGUCUACCAGACAAGCAGGAAAAGUAGACAGUGAGAGCUACCAACCAAACAGUGCUAAGUUAUUAAGUUAAUAAACUGUCAUUUGAAAUACUGGAGCUGUUGGACUGUCGUUAAACUGAGACGUGUUCAGUAGUUUAGAGGUCCUUCUCAAACGAAGCUGUGCAGAAAUCCAAUCAAAACAGUGAUUAAAAAUGAGGUAGGAAGUCUGCAAGAUUUUGAAUUUGAUCUAUAGGAAAAUAACUAGAUUUUGAUCCAGUGACUGUAAGGAUCAAACAAGUGUUUAAGGGAAGGUGUACACACCUGUAAAGGAUAAUCAUACUUACAUGGAUGUAUCCAUUGUCCCUUUAUGGAACUUUGUUGAUAAUCAGGUGAUGAAGUACUGUGUUAGGAUCCUUAGGGAACGUGUUAGUGAUCGUAACAUGCAGAGUAUGGAUGUGACUUUGAAAACCCAGUGUAUUUACCAAGUCUUUCCGUCCGUCCUAUGUUACAUUCCAGUUCUGCAUCACAAUUAUUCUCAUGGUUCAUUCCGGUUUUGCUUCAAAUUUAUCAACGUUUUUUCAUCUGUCAUAAAAUUGCAAUCAGCCAAUUUGAUCAUUGUGUUUUACUUAAAAUUAAACACACAAAAGGAUGCAAUACAUUUUUUUCUGCAUACAUUUCUUUUACUUUUUAAUGUUUAUAUUAUAUGAACACAAAGAAGUUGUCAUUUCCAAGCCAUUUUGAUUUGUUUUAUUUGUAUUCAUCCCAAAAUGUAUAGGAUAAGAGAUAUUUAGUUAAUGUUGGUUUUCAUUUGAGACACAGGACAGUCCAAAGCAUGUUUCGGUAGUUAUUUUGAAAGCCUCCAAUAUUUCUUUUUUUUUUCAAUUUGAGGUUCCAAAAAGAUUGUGUUCCUCAAAUCAGGUUGUCGGCACUGUUUUCAAUGUGCUGUGUCUCGUUAUAUAGAUAUAAAUUAUUAAUAUUCUAUUCCGAUUGAUUGUUGCCAGUAAAUGAUUCGUUGUUGUUGAUCCCUGCUGUGGUAUAUUCCCAUUGUAUUUUGUAUUUGUUGUGUGAUGUUUAAAUUGUGAUGACCCCAACUCAUUCCAUCUCACUUACUGGUAUUAUAUUGUUAUUAAGAGAUAAACAAAUCUUUAUACAUACAACAUAACUUAUGAUUCCAUACUUGUCUUUGAAGUGCUGUUUUGUACAUAUGAAAUUUUAUGUCAAGUUGACCAACUUGUAACCUAAUGAGUUGUUAGUGCCGUCCAUAUUUAUAAACUUUUUUGUCGAUUGUAAAUAUUGAACUUGUUUAGUCCUGUAAAUUAUUAGUGUUGAUGAAUUCUGAAUAUCAGAAUAUGCUGAUUCUUGUGUAUAUGAUAUUUAUUUCAGGCAAAUCUAAUCUAAUAUAUAUAUUUAAUUGUUAAUUGAUAUAAAUCAAUCUUAAUUAUUUAUUAAUUAAAUUGUAAUUCAUGUUCCAUUUAAUGGGAAAAUGAUGUGAAGUUUAGCCUCAUUUUAACACUACUGUCCUAAACCUGAUGUUACCAUAUUAUAGUCUUGGUUUAGCCUAUGAUUUAUGAUUACUUGAGGUUCUGUUUAGACAGGUUCUUAUUAGACAGGUUCUGUUUAGACAGGUUGUGUUGUAAAACAGAGGUUUGUUUUCUGUAGGCAUUAUGAAAUCAGUCUAAUCAGUAUUAUUGCCAAAAAUGUUUUGUCCGAACAUCAAUCUUUAUAAAUUAUUAUUUAAAAUGUUAUUCCCAUAUUUCUACCUAGCCUUGAUGUGGACACAAUUGCUUGGCAUGGUGUUAAGUGAAAUUUCGAAGAAAAUUCAUUGUUUAAUCGCUAAAAGGUGGUUCAAGUAGAAAAGUAGGAUACGCAUAAGUGUGUUAUUUAAUUCAGUCUUAAUAUAAAAAUGUGAGUCUACCGUCCUUUUGUUAUCUACAAAAUUAGAUUCUGUUUUUAGAAACUUUGAACAAUUCUUUAAUUAGGGAAAUAGAGUAUAAAAAUUAGUUUGAAAGAAAAAAGAACAAACGUUUAUUUUAUUUGUAUAUAUUUGAACAUGUUUACAUGAAAUCCAAUUAUUUACAAUUAUUUAUUUCCAGUAUCUACACUGUUUACUUUUUUACUGAUUCAAAUUACAUUCCAUUAAAUUUGAAUAUACAACCUAAUUUAGUCAUCAUAAUAAUAAAAAAGAUGUCCAUUUAUGCAUUUUCUGUGCAAAUUAACAAACCUUUAACUUAUACUAGUUAUAGUCAACUAUAUGGACAUGUCGGUUUUGAAUAUUUAUUUUUUUAUUCAUUUUAAAUAUGUCUCAAUUUCAUAUAAAAGAUCAUAUUCACAUGUAUGACUUUGCAAUGGGGUUUUAAUCUGGCCUUCAAAGCUGUUUGUUUAUAUUUAUUGAAAUCCGUAUAACAAUUUAACUAGCUGUACCGUCCACAUUCCAUGAAACUGGUCAGGUUAAUUUAUAAUUUACUGAAAUCCUUGUUUGACUAAUAUAUUUACUGUUGUUUACCGUCCAUGCUAAUCCAUCCCACCGAAUCAUGUCGUUACAUUUUACAUCGGUCAGUUUUGUUUUUAUCAUAGAUAUAUACAUUUUAUUUUUUUGUGAAGAUGGAAGAAUACAUUUGCUGCAGUACAUGUAUAUCCAAAUAUGAUGUUAGUCGAAAAUGAUUAUAUUUUCUUUGCCUCUAUGGUUAAGGUAUGUUAACAUAUUGAACUCUCAAAGUUAAUUGAAGCAAAAUGUAUUUCUCGUUACUAUAAGAAUCCAGCUCUAUGAAUAAUGAUAGGAGAUAUCCAUAAAAGAAAAUUCAUGUACGAAUUUGACGAAAGCUCAUUUACAGCUAUGAAUUUAAUUCUUAGAUUUGAAUCUUUAAACAUGUCAUUGAUAAUUCUUAGACUAGAUAUGCAUCAAAAUCCGAUUGUUUAAGUUGACAUAGAAAUGUACAUUUCAUAAUUUCCACCGUCUUAUGUCAUCCAUUUUCAUAGAAUUGACUACUUUAGUUUGUUUUUGCGUGUUCAUUUCCAUUUAUCAUUACACUUCAUGACAUCAUAAACUGCAACAUCAGGUUUGCCGUCCAGGCCCUUUGUUGGGCUACAGUUUGUCUCCUAUGUUCCUUGUGUUAAUGUUUUUAUUUAUUUUGUAAACAGACUGAGCACAUCAUUAUGAUGUGUUAUAUUGUAUGAUUACCUCAUACGACAUAUGAUGACCUCAUACGACCAGUUAUUAUGACUUAUGAAUAAAUUUCAUAUAUGAACUUUUAAA